Molecule: messenger RNA, 4169 nt
Organism: Numida meleagris (helmeted guineafowl)
Lineage: Eukaryota; Metazoa; Chordata; Aves; Galliformes; Numididae
Gene: SSPN
Product: sarcospan
Exons: 3
Coding region: 973-1719 (248 amino acids)
Cellular component (GO): dystrophin-associated glycoprotein complex; sarcolemma
Source: RefSeq, a predicted model, not a curated record
GACAUCAUAAUUUAUUAAUACAGAAGGCACUGUUCAUUGCUGUUAAAUGCCAUAAAGAGCUGGAAAUAGAGCAGUUUCUCAGAAGGCAUCGCCAAUAUGUCAGAGGAAAGGUUUCCUUGAUGCUCUCAGCGUGCCGAAGAUCCUCUCCUCACAUUUUGGUUACUCUCCUGAGCCUCUGUGUAGCAUUCCAAGGCAUCUUUGCUGGCCAUUUCCCCCACUCCUGCAGCUUCCUCCUGCCAGUGCUGGCUGCCCAGCCGUGCUGCUCCUGGUGCCUUCGGUGGCGCAGCAGCAGGAGCUGUGUUGUGCCUGCCCUGUUGUCCCUGUUGUUGUCCCCGCAUUGUCUGGCAGGCAGAGGCCCCACAUGGGCAGCACAGGCCAGUCUGCAUCACGUGCAGUGGCUGGCUCCGCGCAGCAGGCUGCACACCCCUGGGCCCUGCUCCAGCAAAGCAUUUAAGCACCUGCUUACCCCUAAGCUUUGGAGUAAUUCCUCUGGCGUGAGCUAAGAACUGCCGCCUCGUGCUUCCCACGGUCUUCCCUUGAGAGGGUGCCCGGCCUCCCCAUGGGGCGGACUGCUCCCCACUGACCCCUGCAUGUGCCGUCACCCCCUCCAGCACUGGACACAUGGAUGGGCUCUGCGCUGCCCUUGCUGCAGCUCCCUGCCUUCCCAGCUCUGCAGGGUCAGGACCAGAACCCGGCUCCUGUGUCACAACUCCCAUCCCAUGCAUGUGUGCCUCCAACUCUGCGCUCACCGUCCCCUGCAGCGCCGGCACGUUGGCAGUUGGCUACCCCCCUUGAAUCCCCCUCUUCUCCGGGCUAUAUGUGGCAUUUCCAAGCCCUGACGGCCUCUCUGAAUGUUUUCCAUAUUUGUUCAGCCUCCUCCUAGGUUCAAAUACCGGGGAGGACUGGGGCGGCACAGAGCGCGGUUCGGGGCGCAAGGAGCCCUGGCACACGCACACGCACGUGAGGAGCAGCAUGGGGAAGAAGGAGAAGAAAGCUCAGCACAAUGCGGCCCACGGCGGGGAGCAGGGCACGGAGUCUGGCCACACACAGGAGCCGGCGAUGAAGAAGAAGAAGAAGAAGAGCAAGGGGGAUCCCAAAGCUGGCCGGGAGGAGGAAUCUCACACGUGUUGUUGGUGCCGUUUCCCACUGCUGUGUGCUUUGUUGCAGCUGGCAUUCGGCGUCGCUGUAACGGUGCUGGGCUUCCUCAUGGCAGGCGUCAGCUCCUCCCUGCCGGUCAGAGACACUCCGUAUUGGGCUGGGAUCAUUGUCUGUGUGGUGUCCUUAGUGGGAUUUGUUAUGCUUUGCAUUUCAUACCAACCUGAUGAGAAGACAUGCGUGCAGUUCGCAGUAAAGCUGAUGUAUUUUCUGCUGAGUGCCCUGGCUCUGGUUCUCUGUGUCGUGGCAGUGGCUUUUGCUGCCCACCAUUACCUACAGAUGACAAAAUUUACUUGUGAUAUUGUCCUCGAGUCCUGCCACUGCAAACUGGACACCGCAGACCCCCUCAGCAGGACCUUCGUCUACCAGGAUGCCACUGACUGCAGCAGUGUCACCACGAUGCUCAGCCUCUACCUGCUCCUGCAGAUGGUGCUCAACCUGAUCGCAGCUCUGGUGUGUCUGCUGGCGUGCUUCGUUAUGUGGAAACACAGAUACCAGGUCUUUUAUGUGGGUGCUCGGUUCUACCCUUUAACUGCUACUGAGUGCCAGCAACAGAAAGUGUAGGGUUUGCGCUGGCAGGGCCUCUAGCCAGGGAAUGGAAAAUGUCAGCAUUCUGCCAUCAUAGACACCACACAUGGAUCAAUGUUUGUAAGGUUUUCGACAAGGAAAAACAUUCACAUUUUUAAUGAAUAUAUUUUUCAAUCAUUUUGUACGUCAACUCUUGCAAAAAGUCCCUGGUGAGACUAUAUAGAGGUCACCUAACAUUCUAAAGAUGCAACUGUAGUAAUACUCACCAAAGAGCAUCUUCAGUAGCCAUAAACAAAAUGAGAGCUUAAAAAGUCAUUGGGAACUCAUCUGCAGGGCUACAGCUGUUUAGACAUGGGGUCUGUUUCCCUCACUGGUAGAUAUUCAUUCUUGCCUUCAGAGAAGAUAUACCGAUUUCUACCACAAGAAGAUCUGGUCCAAACUGUUUUAUUAUAAUUAUACUGAUAAUGCUUAAGGAAGAUAUUGUAUUUUGGAUGCACCAAUGGGAAUUUACUGCACGGAAAAGGAACAAAAGAGGUCAAGACCUCUUCAAAUGCAGGCUGAGAUGAGCAGCAGAAGUGACUAUGUUGAUGACUACCAUAUAAAAGACGUUUCAGAGUGACUGGUGAUGGCAGUUACCCAACCCAAUUAUGAACAAACACCAGUUUCAGGGGGUUUGCUGAUGGUGAUGGGGUGGGCCAUGCCUCAGACCCAAGAUGUUUUACAAAUGAGCGCUCAGCGCUUUGCGAGAAAAAAUCAAUUUAAAGAACCUUGAACUGAGCUCCUAGGAUAGAGGUCCCUAAAUCACUAGUCACAUUGAAAGCCUUGCUGUAAUUGCAUGCUCCUAAACCCAGUGUCAGGUCCGUUCCACCAAUUAUACUCUCUGUGCAACAGGCCAAGUACAUUUUUGGUGUAACUCCUCUGAAGACAAUCAGCCUUACACACCAGCUGUGGAUUUGGGCCAACAGCCCUCAAAGAUACAUCCCCGCAACAAUCCAUGUUUUUAAAGUGGGAUAGAGGGAGGGAAGCAAGAAGAGACUGCCAGUCUACCAAAGACAUCAAUUGUACAUAAUAAGGGCAAGAGAAUAACAAUUUCUUUAAAAGCAGCAUAGAAUAACAAUCCGUGUUCAGUGCUCUUUCACCCUAAAUGCAUGACUCUGAAAGUGCUUUACACAUUAUUAGCCUUCUACCAGGACGAGUAUGCUGGCUUGUCCCUCCACCUGCUCAGUGUGUGCUCUCUGAAGACAGGAGCAGCUCUGGUCAGCAGCCCUGGGCACUGCUGCCCAAUAUCGACACCAGGGCAACGCAGCUGGCGCUCACACUCCGUCAUUGUUCAGGAUUUCCUGAUCCCUGCCAGAGCCAGGGUGUCUCUGAGGUGGAGUGGAACAACCACGUGCCAGAAGAACCACGCCAUUAUCAUUAUAAGCAAGGAGGAAGCAAGCAGAAUUUCUACAAGGCUUUAAACAAGCAAAAACUUUCUGUUUCUGCUAAAAAAAAAAUAGCCACCAGUGAGUCAAAAAGCUGGGUUGGCAAAAAGCUUGUUGUAUAAGCAGCUCUAAUCCUAUCCAAAAAGUGCCUUCCAUGCAGCGACCACGCAGUGAGCACACACCACCCCAGGCUAGACCAGCAUGCUGCCAGCUUCAGAGAAUCACAGUGUGGGUCGGUCUCCUGAGGUCCACCUAGAGCAAAGUGCUCAUGUUUCUCUCACAGAGAGAGCUUCUAGCACAGACAUACCAUCAGUCACCAAGGUGCUCUCUGCGAGCUGUGAAGUUGGGACCUUUUGAAAAUGAAAGUUUCAAGACCAGCUCCCAAAAAGCCAUUUUUUUUGUACCAAAAACCAAGCGACAGCAGCAAGUGUGGUGGUAAAGGGAUAUUUGCGAGGACUCCUGCUGGUUGUCCACACAUCACCACCUAUACAAAGUCCCAGACUGGACUCUCAGGCAUACUCAGAGCCAGCAUAUAGUGGCCCAGUGAGGUGAGACCUGGUGUGGCAGUGGAGGAAACAGCACAUCUCCUCUGACUUCGUUGGAGCGUUCUGCAAUUAGCGCUGGUGGACCAGAACCUAUAUGAGACCGAUAAGUAGGUUUGGGGGCUUCCUCCUGCCCUUGCCAUCAGGCUCUGCAUCCCAAUGGCUGAUGAAGCCAGAGGAAGGCUCUGCCGGCAGAGCCCCUUCCUAAAUGGCCUAGGUACCUGCCUGGGAUAUCUUCCAAGGCAGCCCUGGGGGAUUUUGAGAUGCCAGCUGUGGGAUUGGUGGGGAGGGAUACAGGUGACGGGAAAGGAAGACAGCCUGCUCUGCUUAGGAAGCCACUUUCACAACAAUGUUUUAAUCACAGCGCACUCCCUGCUUUGAGCCACCACUGCCAAAUUUGGCUCACUCUCCAGCGCAUCACAGUGUAACACUUCACUUUAGAAGAAAACAAUAUUCACUGUAUAUUCUAUGGGUAUUCUAAUGCUUUAUGAAUAAAUAUGGAGCAUUUUGAUCUAGCAAA